AUGGAUAAGACCACCUCCCCCGCUGCGCGGCCGGUUUUCCCGGCGGAGCUGGACUACCAAUCCGGCUUCGACAACCACUUCUCUUCCGAGGCGAUCGCCAGAGCACUCCCCCGCUGCCAGAACAGUCCCCUCGUCUGUCCCUAUGGCCUCUACGCCGAGCAGAUCUCUGGCACCUCCUUCACCUCUCCCCGUAAACUCAACCACCGCAGCUGGUUGUACCGAAUCAAGCCGUCCGUGACGCACGAGCCGUUCAGGCCUAGAAUCCCGGUUCACGAGAAGCUGGUGAGCGAGUUCAACCAGUCUAAUAGCUCGGCCACGCCGACCCAGCUGCGGUGGAAGCCGCCGCCGGUUCCAGAGUCGCCGACCGACUUCGUCGAUGGGUUGUACACUGUGUGUGGUGCUGGCAGCUCCUACCUCCGGCAUGGUUUCGCGAUUCACAUGUAUACUGCCAACAAGUCGAUGGUUGAUUGUGCAUUUUGUAGUGCGGAUGGAGACUUUUUGGUUGUUCCUCAAGAAGGAAGGCUGUGGAUCACUACCGAAUGUGGAAGAUUGCAAGUAUCUCCCGGUGAAAUUGUGGUGUUACCUCAGGGAUUUCGGUUUGCCGUUGAUCUGCCGGACGGGCCAUCAAGGGGAUAUGUAGCUGAGAUAUUUGGAACUCAUUUUCAACUUCCUGACCUUGGACCCAUAGGAGCUAAUGGUCUUGCUGCUUCAAGGGAUUUUCUAGUUCCUGUUGCCUGGUUUGAGCGUACAUCCCGUCCCGGUUAUACAAUCAUUCAGAAGUUUGGCGGUGAGCUUUUUACUGCCAAACAAGAUUUCUCCCCAUUCAAUGUGGUAGCAUGGCAUGGAAAUUAUGUCCCUUACAAGUAUGAUCUAAGCAAAUUCUGCCCGUACAAUACAGUUUUGGUGGAUCAUGGUGACCCCUCUAUAAAUACAGUUCUGACUGCACCCACUGAGCGACCCGGUGUGGCAUUGCUCGAUUUUGUCAUUUUCCCACCAAGGUGGUUAGUUGCUGAAAAUACAUUCCGCCCCCCAUACUAUCAUCGUAAUUGUAUGAGCGAAUUUAUGGGCUUAAUAUACGGAGGUUAUGAGGCGAAAGCUGAUGGAUUUCUACCCGGAGGCGCAAGCCUCCACUCGUGCAUGACUCCACAUGGACCCGAUACCAAAACAUUUGAGGCUACUAUAGCCGGAAAUGAUGUGGGCCCACGAAGAAUUUCUAACACCAUGGCCUUCAUGUUCGAGUCAUGCCUAAUGCCUAGGGUCUGCCCGUGGGCACUCGAGUCUCCCGAUAUGGACCACAAUUACUAUCAAUGCUGGAUCGGUUUGAAAUCCCAUUUUACAUGUGACUCGACAAGCGAUGGUGGCCAAGAUGUGGAGAAUGGACACGACGGGAAGAAAAUGAAUGAAAAAAGCUACUCCUCGUCAGUGUAA
Messenger RNA from Striga hermonthica, 1428 nucleotides. The record is from the annotation of a GenBank genome assembly. Lineage: Eukaryota; Viridiplantae; Streptophyta; Magnoliopsida; Lamiales; Orobanchaceae.